Messenger RNA from Aspergillus campestris IBT 28561, 1527 nucleotides. RefSeq names its product putative FAD-dependent oxygenase. Gene Ontology annotation, molecular function: FAD binding; oxidoreductase activity. The coding region runs from base 1 to 1527 and encodes 508 amino acids. The record is from RefSeq and is a predicted model, not a curated record. The transcript has 3 exons. Lineage: Eukaryota; Fungi; Ascomycota; Eurotiomycetes; Eurotiales; Aspergillaceae.
AUGUACUGGCUUCCAUUUCAAGUGGUUGCACUCCUGACUGCGUGGGCUAUACCGAGCGUCGGUGCAACUACGUCGCUUGUCCGCGAUAGCCAUGAAGCUGAAUGCCCCGAAGGAGACCCCGACUUGACGGAGCUAGGAAAGAAGCUCUCGAGUACUGGCAAGAUCUAUUGCCCCGGGUCGACCGAAUUUGAGAAGGCAUCUACACGAUGGUCUAUCUUAGGUGCCCCCAAAGUCAACGUUGUUGUGGUUCCAGGGACGGAGAAAGACGUUGUCGAAACGGUUAAAUUCGCCAAGCAAAAAGAAUUGCCUUUUCUCGCCUACAAUGGCGUGCAUGGAGCCAUUACCACUCUGGGCAAGAUGGAUCAUGGUAUCGAGAUCUACAUGAGACAGCUGAGCAGCGUAGAAAUCUCGAAAGAUGGGAAAACGGCCAAGAUCGGGGGCGGUACCAUUUCCAAAGACGUCACCGACCACCUUUGGGAGGCGGGCAAGCAAACGGUGACAGGCACAUGCGAAUGCGUGAGUUAUCUUGGACCGGCUCUUGGGGGUGGGCAUGGAUGGCUCCAGGGACACCACGGACUCGUUGCAGACCAGUUGGUCUCCGCGAAUAUCGUCCUCGCCGACGGCAGCUUGAGGACCAUUGACGCCAGUUCCGACCUUUGGUGGGCUCUAAAGGGUGCAGGACACAAUUUCGGCAUUGUGACGUCCGUGAUCACAAAGAUCUAUGAUAUUCAAGAUAGCGAUUGGGCGAUUGACACGCUCGUCUUCAGUGGCGACAAAGUCGAAGCUGUCUACCAAGCCGCCAAUGAACAUCUCCUCAAGAACGGCACUCAGCCUGUGGAUCUCAUCAACUGGUCCUACUGGCUGAACGACCCUACCGCGGACCCGAACGAUCCCAUUAUCCUCUUCUACAUUAUCCAGGAAGGGGUGCAGAAGGUCGACCCAGUGUACACCAAACCAUUCCAUGAUAUCGGCCCGCUGUCUGCCGACUCUGUCGGAGGAAGCUACACCGACCUCGCUGGAUGGACCAAUAUUGCUGCGACCUCGCCGCCAUGCCAAAAGGCAGGACUCGCCAAUCCCCGUUUCCCCAUCUAUCUCCAGGGCUACAAUGUCCCGGCCCAGAAAAGGGCAUACGACGUGUUUGCCUCCGCCAUCCGCGGGUCCUCGGCUUUUAAUAAUUCGAUAUUCAUGUUCGAGGGAUAUUCCACGCAAGGUGUCCAGGCUAUCGACAGCAAAUCCAGUGCCUUUGCCUUCCGGGGAGAGAAUCUUCUCGCUGCGCCGCUCAUCACCUACGUGCCCGCCGGGGCGGAGCUGGAAGACAAGGCUGCGAAGCUGGGUAAUCGUCUUCGCAAUAUACUCCACGAAGGCAGUGGAUUGAAAGAAAUGGGCGUCUAUGUCAACUAUGCUUAUGGUGACGAGACGCCGGAGCAGUGGUACGGGGGUGAGCGGUGGCGUCAGGAUCGCCUGCUGUCCCUGAAAAAGGAGUACGAUCCCGAAAAUAAGUUAAGCUUUUUCGGUCCUAUCGCUUAA